UUGCUCUCCGGGCUGUCAAAACGCGGCUGGUCCUCGCCUUCCCAUCCGGCCCGAAGGUUCGGCGCGGUUCACAGCAUAAUGACGGAGCACAGCUUCGCGUUGCCGGUGGUCCUCUUCUCCGUCUUCUGGGGUCUCGUGGGAUUCGCGGGGCCGUGGCUUGUGCCGAAGGGACCCAACCGGGGAGUGAUUAUCACCAUGUUGGUGACCACUGCGGUUUGCUGCUAUCUCUUCUGGCUUGUAGCAAUCCUGGCCCAAGCUAACCCACUCUUUGGACCCCAGCUGAAGAAUGAGACUAUCUGGUAUGUGCGCUUCCUCUGGGAGUGACCUGGACUGCCACAGACUCAUUUAACAGGCUUUUUUUGAUGCCGGAUGGCAGCUCCAUCCUUUAUUCCGUCCACUAAGCUCAGUAGCUCUUUGACAGCCCAACAUCCCCACAGCAAUAGGGUCAGCAAAGAACCCUUUUAUGUACCAAACCAUCCCCUUCCUUACCAUUGUCAUUGAUGCCUUUUCAGGCACCUAAUUUUGCUGUGAAGACCCUAAUAAGGCCCCCUACUCUGGUAGGUGGAGGAAACUAUUGUUUUAAAAUUCCCCUGAACAAGAGCUAAGAUUGAAUUUCUGAUGAUGGAGCUCUGCAACACUUCCUUUGCCAAGAGACAAGAUACAUUCUUUUCCUUGCAAAUGGUAAUGCCAGCCCCAUAAGCCCCUUCUUGCAUUUUCUUAUGUCCUCCCUCUUCCUCUGUACUGGUUACCUACUGUAUAUGAAUGUAUUGAUUGUAAAGCUGUGUUGUGAAAAUAAAAAUUUUACUAUGUGAUCUUUCCCUA
Messenger RNA from Pogona vitticeps (central bearded dragon), 822 nucleotides. RefSeq names its product V-type proton ATPase subunit e 2. The record is from RefSeq and is a predicted model, not a curated record. Lineage: Eukaryota; Metazoa; Chordata; Lepidosauria; Squamata; Agamidae. Gene Ontology annotation, molecular function: proton-transporting ATPase activity, rotational mechanism. Gene Ontology annotation, cellular component: proton-transporting V-type ATPase, V0 domain. Gene Ontology annotation, biological process: proton transmembrane transport.